UAACUGGUGUGUGGCUCAUAUACAUUUGCUCAUAUACACUGGAAGUGAGUCACAUCUCAUUUAUUCAGGAUCUAGAACCAAAAGGAAUUGAAGGUCUGAUCUUAAAGAAAUCAGGAGGAAACACAUUCCCUGUGUGUUACUGGUGUGGAUCCAACAGCGUCUGUUACUGGUGGUCCAAAAGAUGGCUGGUGGUAAAAGACUCCUUUGUUCUCUACAUGAGGCCAGAGGAUGGCCAAGUAGGCACCGUGAUUCUAUACGAUAAGGGAUUUCACAUCAAAAUAGGGACCCGGGAGACCGGAGUCAGGCAUGGAGUCACGAUUGAGAGUCUUUGCAGGCAG
Molecule: messenger RNA, 338 nt
Organism: Sinocyclocheilus grahami
Lineage: Eukaryota; Metazoa; Chordata; Actinopteri; Cypriniformes; Cyprinidae
Product: phospholipase D2-like
Exons: 3
Source: RefSeq, a predicted model, not a curated record